Gadus morhua (Atlantic cod) is the source of this 2501-nucleotide messenger RNA. Its product is annotated as UDP-glucuronosyltransferase 1-5. Lineage: Eukaryota; Metazoa; Chordata; Actinopteri; Gadiformes; Gadidae. The coding region runs from base 82 to 1740 and encodes 552 amino acids. Gene Ontology annotation, molecular function: UDP-glycosyltransferase activity. The record is from RefSeq and is a predicted model, not a curated record. The transcript is spliced from 4 exons.
ACUUAAUGUUUUUUUUACCCUUUCACUGAUUGGUCGGUGCCAGGGAGAAACAUCUUGGAGUUUGACCUCUAAUGUGUGAGGAUGUGGAACAACAAAAUCCCCCCCUGUGCCCAGUGUUUGCAGGAGUAUCGUGUGAUGGGUACCAUGGAGUCCAAUUCUGCGUGUGGAACAUCCAUAUUCUUCAGUGUUUUUCUAAUGGCUUUUCUUAUCACCCCACCUUGUAAUGGAGGUAAGAUUCUGGUGUUUUCUUUGGAUGGUAGUCACUGGAUCAAUAUGAAGAUCAUGAUUGAGGAACUCCACGCCAGAGGACAUAGCAUCUCUGUGAUCCGACCGUCAAAAAGCUGGUACAUUGAAGAGGUGUCCCCUUUGUAUGACUCCAUCAAUAUCCCUCAAUCCAAGCAAUUUGAAGAUCUCAUUCAAGGAUUUUUAGAGAGGUAUAUAAGGUUACAGAGAGAAGGAUCAUCGUCCCAUACGUUCCUCAAACUCACUGGGCAGUUCCUCUCAUUGAUCUCUGAGUUGCAUUCCAUAUACUGUGAUAUGCUUGCUCAAAUCUUUGAAGAUCCAAGGCUUCUCCAGAGCCUAUCAGAGGCCCGGUAUGACCUGGUUCUGACCGACCCUGCUAUCGCCUUCGGUGUCGUCCUCGCCAAGUAUCUCAAGCUUCCUACGGUGCUCAACGUCCGCUGGAUCACCAGUGGAGACGGCCAUUCCAUCAUCGCCCCGUCGCCGCUGUCCUACAUCCCUGUCCCGGGCUCGGGGCUAACAGACAACAUGAGCUUCACGGAACACAUCAAGAACCUGUUUUUCCACGGCCUCAUUGUUUACCAGGAGGUGUUCAUGAUUGGGCCUCAUUAUGAAGCCAUUUGUGACAAGUACAUUGAGGGAGGGUGUGACACCGUCUCACUCUUCCAGGAAGCGGAUAUUUGGCUGUUCCGGUCUGACUUUGUGUUUGACUUUCCUCGACCCACCAUGCCGAAUGUGGUUUAUAUAGGGGGCUUCCAGUGCAAGCCGGCCCAGCCCCUCCCAGCUGACCUUGAAGCGUUUGUUGAGAGUGCCGGGGAGCAUGGAGUGAUCAUCAUGACCCUUGGUACUUUUGUGGGUGUGUUACCAGAUGACAUCGCAGAGGAUAUUGCCAGGGUCUUUGCAAAGAUGCCUCAAAAGGUCAUUUGGAGGCACACUGGAAAAAUACCAUCUUCUUUGGGCAACAACACACUGAUCGUUGAUUGGAUGCCCCAGAAGGACCUCCUGGGACACCCUCAGACCAAGGUGUUUGUGGCUCACGGAGGAACCAAUGGAGUCCAGGAGGCCAUAUACCAUGGGGUCCCAGUGCUGGGCAUACCCCUGUUCUUUGACCAGUUCGACAACCUGCUUCGUCUACAGGAGAGGGGAGCGGGAAAGAUUAUAAGGCUGGCAGAUGUUAACUUUCACAGCUUUGAGCAGGGACUCAAGGAAGUGCUCCACCAAGACAGUUACAGUCACAACAUGCAGAGACUGUCCGGUCUGCACAGAGACCAGCCGAUUCCUCCCAUGGACCACGCCAUCUUCUGGGUGGAGUACGUGAUGCGCCACAAAGGUGCAGCCCACCUGCGUACACAGGCUUAUAAGAUGCCCUGGUACUCCUACUACUCUAUAGAUGUACUGGUGGCUCUGUCGGCUGCAGGAAGCUUCUUUCUUCUCGCUACAUUUAUCAUGUUUAGGGUCUUAUGCUGCAGAGGGAGAACAUCCAAGGUCAAAAAAAAUUGACAAUUACAGACACACUGUUACAAAAAUGUUAAAAAAUGAUGAUAAAAAAUAUAUCAAAUCUAAACUGUUCUAAUAUCUCUAUUGGAUAUGAAACGCAUCUGACUGUUUUGGCUCUUAAAAACAUAUAAAUGUAAAUUUCAUUAUAUUAUAAUUGACUUUGAUACACCUUUCUUGCAUCUAAUUUUUUAAAAAAUUGUAUCUAAAAAAUAUCGUAAAUUUAUUUACUGCAGUCUGCAGCCAUGACUUGUUGAAAUAUAUAUAUUUUCAAUGAUAUCUUACUGAUGAAACAAAACAGUUUUGGUAAAAUCUAAUAAAAUGUUUAGGCUACAUGCACACAUUUCCAUUGUAUAAUAAUCGUUUAAACUUAAACAGAAAUGUCAAUUUCUGAUCUCCGACUGUCAAUCUUGAGUGUCAAUCCCAUGCAUGCACACAGUGUUACCAGAGAAUCCAUCCCAGGUGCAUGAAUGCCACAUUUCUCAAUGGCAGCGAAACGUAGGGAGGGAGGGAAGAGAGAGGGAGGGGGAUUAUUUAUAUUUUGCUCUCGCUCUCUGCAACUCUCAAAUCGUACCUACAGACACUUCAAGAGUUUUCAAAAACAAAUUAAGGACAGCUUGAGUAUAAUACUGGUCGAAUAAAGAAAUAAAAUUGUCUGAAGUGAAAUGAGGGAAACAAGUGUAAAUGCAUGAGUUUACAACAUGCCAUUUGAAUUAUACAGUUUUCACCAUAGAAAUCAUUUUCUAAUUUAAUAAAUAACAAGUACA